AUGGAUUUAAAACAUUUAAUCAGCGAACGUGAAUCUAUUAAAGGUGAAAUCACCAGAAUAACUGAACAAUUAGAAUCAGAAUUAAAUAGUUUAGAUGUCUUUGAUCUGGAAAUUCUACAAGAGGAAAUUAUCAAAAACUUUGAACAGAGUCAAUUAGCUAGAGCAAUCAAAAAAUUAACUAUAUCUGAAAGUAGUUGUAAUGAGUCAGUUAGGGAAAACAGAUUAGAUUCAAACCACAACUCAGGUACUAGAUUACCUGAAAUAAAAAUAAAAAAGUUUUCAGGAAAUCACACUGAAUGGGAAAGUUUUUACAACUUGUUCAAAACUAGUGUUCUCGAAAAUCCGCAACUAAAAUCAGAUGCUGAGAAAUUAUAUUAUUUAAAAAGCUAUUUAGAAAGUGAUGCACUACAUAUUGUAGACGUUUUACAAGUGAACGAUAGAAACUUGCAAGUAGCUAUAAACUUGUUAAGAGAAACUUAUGAAAACAAAACAAAAAUUGUACAUGUAUAUUUCUCCGAAUUAUUGAACAUACCGCAGUUAAGUAAGCACAAUCCUACCGAACUUUCAAAAUUUGCUACUAUCUGUAGGCGUAACUGGACACUCCUACAGAAUCUUGAGCUUGAUCACAAAGUUUUAUUAGAGGCAUUAAUAACUUAUCUUUAUCAACAAAAAUUAGAUUAUGGUUUCAAAAAAGAGUUUGAAAAAUGCAGGAACAGGGAUACCUUACCAACAGUAGAUGAAUUUUUACAAUUUCUUAAAGAGGAAAUUGAAAUACUCGACAAUGCCACUGGUAAAACUAGCCAAUCGCAAACUUCGCAAAACUCAGUUUCGCACAAGAGGUCACAAAGUAAAGUAGCGUUUCAUUCGCAAUCACAACCAAAGUUCAAUAAAAACUCAAACAAUCAAUCAUCUCAUCUUAAGAAUAAUUCGAUUAAACAAAAUCAAAACAUGAACGGAUGCGUUAUGUGUUCAGACACUGCACAUAAAAUUUAUACCUGUGAAACAUUCCUAUCGUUGCCCAUUACUAAGCGUAAUGAAUUUGCCAAAACCAAAACAUUGUGUGUAAACUGCUUAGGCACUAGACACAGUGCUGAAACCUGUCUGUCACAGAAGUCAUGCUCCCAUUGUCAUAAAAGACAUCAUUCUCUUUUACAUUUUCAAAACUCACGCAAUGUAGAACAAAGGCAUUCGUGCAAUAACAAUUUCAAUCCACAUAGUAACUCAGACAAUUCUCGGUCGCUAAAUUCGAAUUUCCAACAAAACCCUCAAACUUUUAAUUUGGAAAGUCCUAUUCAAAUUCAGGACAGGCCGUCCACAUCUCAAAGCAUCCAAGAAAAUCAAGCGCGUCCAAAUUCGUCUAGCCUAUCAGCUCUCUCGAUAAAAAACAACUUAGUGUUGUUAGCAACUGCACAAGCAACAAUUUAUAAUCGACAGAAUCAACCUGUUAAGGUAAGAAUUCUUCUGGAUAAUGGAAGUCAGAAUUCCUUUAUCAGCAAAGAACUUGUACAAAAACUCAACUACACCCCGUAUAAGAAAAUCUUAAACAUUUCAGGUAUAUCUGAAACUAGUACUUUGUCUAACGAAAUGUUGGACAUAGUGCUACACUCAAAUGUUGACCCCUCAAAGAACUUCGAAAUCUCUUGUGCUGUACUCGAAAAAAUUACCACGACUAUUCCGCAAGUGAAAGUGAAUGUAGAUCACAUAACAAUUCCUUCGCGGAUAGUGAACAAAUUAGCUGACAAGACCUUUGCCACACCCGGUAAAAUAGAUCUGUUAAUAGGAGCAGAUGUUUAUUAUGAAUUGUUAACUUAUGGUCUCAUCAAACUAGGUGACGGCCUACCUACUCUCUUUAAUACCCAUUUGGGUUACGUUAUCUCGGGAAGACUGAACUCCCAACAAGAAUCAAAAAACCCACACGCUAUCUCGCAUCAUGUAGCCAGUGAAACCGAAGACCCUAACCCGGACACUGAAUUACAAAACACUCUCUGCAAAUUCUGGGAGAUCGAAGAACUCCCAAACCUAAAAUCUCUAUCAACCGAAGAUGAACUGACAGAAUUCAUCUUCAAAACCACAACUAAAAUUCUCCCGAACGGACAUUUCCAAGUGGAUAUUCCGUUAAAGUCCGUCACAGAACACAAAAAGUUAGGUGACUCCCUCGCAGUUGCCGAAAAGAGAUUUUUCUCUUUAGAAAAACGCUUACAACAAAAUCCCGACCUCUAUUCGGAAUAUAAGAAAUUUAUUCAUGAAUACUUAUCUCUAGGACAUGCGAAAUAUGUACCACUAUCGUCGCAAAAUUCACGUUGCGAAAACAAAUAUUUUAUCCCUCACUUGCCAGUUUAUCGACAAGACCGAGUUACGACUAAGCUGCGAGUCGUAUUUGAUGCUUCUUGUAAAACCAACUCUGGUUAUUCAUUAAACGACAUUUGUCUCAAAGGUUAUCAAACUCAACCCAACCUAUACGACAUAUUGUGUAGGUUCAGAACCUUCAAAUACGCGUUGAUAGUUGAUUUGGAGAAAAUGUUCAGACAAAUUCGAAUAAAUCCCAAAGACCUAUUCCUCCAAAAUAUUUUGUGGAGAGACUCAGCAAAAGAACCAUUAAAAUGCAUUGAAUUACAAACAAUAACUUACGGUAUGAAUUGUAGUCCAUUCCUCUCAACGAGAGUUCUGAAUGAGAUUGCAAGUACCAAUAAACAUCUCCCUCUAGCCUCCGACGCUGUUCUUACGCAGACGUAUGUAGACGACAUUUUAACAGGGUGUGAUUCAACCGAAUCCCUUGAAAAACUCUAUUUGGAACUUAAAUCAAUGCUUGAACCAGCUGGUUUCCACUUGCACAAGUGGGGAUCUAACUCUCAAACCUUUCUAAAAAAGAUAUCGCAGACUCGAAUAACUGAAUUUGACAUAAAUUUAGAUCAAUCUCCGUCUAAAGUCUUAGGCGUAAAAUGGAAUCCCAUAAGUGAUGAGUUCCAAAUAUCGGUACCCACUGAACUCGUCAGUGAGGACAAUAUCACCAAGAGAAAUAUCUUAUCACACAUUUCACAGUGCUACGAUCCUCUGGGGUUUGUAAACCCCGCUAUCGUUAAGGGAAAAAUGCUAAUGCAAAAAAUCUGGAAAUUAAAGUGCAACUGGGAUGAUAAGAUCACCGACAAAGAAAUAAAUAGGAAAUGGCAAGAACUUCUAAGCACCAUCUGCCAAAUCAAGGACUUAAAAAUUCCUCGUCUUAUCUUCAAUAACAAAGAAAUAAGCAAAAUCGAACUUCACUCCUUUUCAGAUGCGAGUACUGAAGCGUACGGCGCAUGUGUCUACAUUAGAACUAUCUACACUGAUAAAACAGUUUCAUGUGUACUGAUAUCAGCAAAAUCACGCGUCGCACCUUUGAAAACUAUCACAAUUCCCAGACUUGAACUCUGUGCAAUGCUAUUAUCCGCGAACCUGACUCAAGGAGUCAAAAACAUUUUGGAACCUAAAGUCCACAUAAACUCAGUUAACUUAUGGACGGACUCUCAAAUUGCACUGUGUUGGUGCAAAAGCCACCCAAGUCGAUGGUCGACAUUCGUAUCAAACAGAGUAGCGAAAAUACAAGCGCUAACAACAAAUUUCCAAUGGCGGCACGUAGGAUCAAGCGAUAAUCCCGCUGACCUGCUGUCGCGUGGAAAAUUCACACCUGAAAUCUACUCCAUGUGGUUUAAUGGACCCAAAUACCUCAAUGAGUUCAGUUCAGGUUUCCCCCAAUACGAGAUUAAUAAGAAUCUCGUCAACGUACCUGAGGAAAGAAAGGUAUCCCUGACAACCAUUUCCGAACAAUGUAACUUUUGGCAAAACACCUUUUCACGCUUUUCUUCAUUUUCCAAAUUACAUCGCACAGUGGCGUACGUCCUACGAUUUACACACAAUUCGAGAAACAAAGAAAGUCAAUUCAAAGGACCUCUGUCAGUCAGGGAACUAAAUUCAUCAUUAAACUUCAUUAUCAAACAAGUUCAAAAUCAGUCCUUUUCAACAGAAAUAGCGGAACUUUCAAAGAAUAAAAACUUAUCAAAUAAACAACUUAUAUCCUUAAAACCAUUUCUAGAUACAUCCGGCUAUCUCCGUGUCGGAGGUAGACUGGAAAACGCUGAAAUAUCCUUUGACCAAAAACACCCUAUCUUAUUACCUUCAAAAAAUCAUAUAACUUCCCUUAUCCUCAAACAACAGCACGUUCGUUUAGGGCAUGCUGGCGGACAAAACGUCUUAUCUAAUGUGCGAUUGCGCUACUGGCCUCUUAAUGGUUCAAGGCAAAUCAAACAAAUAAUUAGAGACUGCAAGGUUUGCUACCGCUUGAAUGCGCAGACAGCUCGACAGAUAAUGGCCGACCUUCCGAAAGAUAGAGUCACAUGCUCGCGUCCUUUUCAAAAGGUUGGUGUCGAUUUUGGAGGCCCUUUCUUCAUAAAAUCCUCUACCUUACGCAAAGCUCCCGUAACAAAAUGUUACAUAGCAAUUUUCGUAUGCAUGGCGACCAAAGCCGUGCAUAUUGAACUAGUAUCCAACCUCACUACGGACGCAUUUAUAGCCGCUUUAAAACGCUUCGGAGCAAGACGGGGCAACCCCACUGUCAUAUACUCAGACAACGCAACAAACUUUCUUGGAGCUAGAAAUCAGUUGAGAGAACUUUAUAAACACUUUCAGAAGAACGAAUUCAGCGAUGCUAUACAAAAUUAUCUGACGCAAAACGAGACACAAUGGAAAUUUAUUCCACCAAAAUCUCCACAUUGGGGAGGAAUUUGGGAGGCUGCUAUUAAAAGCGCCAAGUAUCACAUCGCAAGACUCAUCGGCUUAACAAAACUAACAUUCGAACAAUUCUCAACUAUUCUUAGUCAAAUCGAAGCAAUAUUAAACUCACGGCCUCUGAGUGCCUUAUCCAACGAUCCCUCAGAUUUUCAAUAUCUAACUCCUGGUCAUUUCUUGAUCGGAUCAAGUCUAACAGCCUACCCAGAGAAAGAUUUAACACAUGCACCAGAAAACAGACUUAAAUUUUGGCAGCAAUGUGCGAAAACUCAGCAACUGUUUUGGAAAAGGUGGUCUGUGGACUAUUUGAAUAGACUGCAGAAUAGACCAAAAUGGCUUAAAACUUAUGAGAAUCUACAAACAAAUGAUCUCGUCCUUUUGAAGGAAGAAAACGUUCCACCUCUCUAUUGGCCUAUGGCAAGAGUCAUUGAGGCCAUAAGCGGACCUGACGGAAAAGUCAGGGUCGUACGCCUAAAAACUAAAACAGGCGAAACUACUAGAGCUAUAACUAAACUGUGCCCACUCCCCAAAUAA
This is a messenger RNA of Diorhabda carinulata, 5292 nucleotides long. RefSeq lists its product as uncharacterized. The record is from RefSeq and is a predicted model, not a curated record. Gene Ontology annotation, molecular function: nucleic acid binding. Gene Ontology annotation, biological process: DNA integration. Lineage: Eukaryota; Metazoa; Arthropoda; Insecta; Coleoptera; Chrysomelidae. The transcript is spliced from 2 exons. Bases 1 to 5292 code for a protein of 1763 amino acids.